CUCCCCCCCCAUUUUUUCUCAAUUUAUAUUUAUAUAAAUUAUUCAUACCUAUGAAAAACCUAAAAGAAGAAUAUUAUUAAGUGCAUUUCCAUUUCUCUUCUGGGUUUUGCUGGAAAGGCUAAUAAGUUGUGAAAUUGGUUCCUCUUUCACAGAAUUUUCUUGUAUCUGAUCCAGUAGAAGAGGUGUUUAUAUUGGUUUUGGAGGUGAAGAUGAUAAGCUGAUUUAUGUAGAAUUCAUAGAUAUUUCUCAAAGAAGAGGCUUUUGAAAACCAUGUUCUCUAUUCAUAAGUGUAGAUUCUCGUGGUCUCUGUUUGCAACAAUUGCUUCUAUUGUGACAUUGGUUUCAGUUGUCCAUCUCUUCUUGUUUCCUUUGGUGCCUACGUUGGAUUACUUUAGGCAAGCUCAGAUUUCUUGUAUCCCAGUUAAUGGAUCAGCUGACCAUGUCAAGGAAAGUUCCAUUGAUCUAGAUCAUCAAUUUCCUACUGACUUGCACAAUGCGGUUGUUUAUCGCGGUGUCCCAUGGAAGGCUGAGAUUGGACGGUGGCUUUCUGGUUGUGAUUCAGCUGCUAAAGAAGUCAACAUUCCUGAGAUUAUAGGUGGCAGUAGCUGCAAAAAUGAUUGCUCCAGUCAAGGUGUAUGUAACCAUGAAUUGGGACAAUGUCGGUGCUUCCAUGGAUUUGGUGGAGAAGGAUGCUCUGAGAGACUUCAGCUGAACUGCAACUAUCCGGCAGUGCCAGAUUUUCCAUAUGGGAGAUGGGUUGUCUCGAUCUGUCCUGCUCACUGUGACACAACAAGAGCAAUGUGCUUCUGUGGGGAAGGCACAAAAUAUCCCAAUCGCCCUUUGGCAGAGGCAUGUGGCUUUCAGUUUAAGUUAUCUUCUGAACCAGAUGGUCCCAAACAGACUGACUGGGCAAGACUUGACGAGGAGGUGUUCACAACAAAUGGUAGCAAAAUAGGGUGGUGCAAUGUGGAUCCGGCGGAGGGAUAUGCUAACAAGGUGAAAUUUAAAGAGGAAUGCGACUGCAAAUAUGAUGGUCUUUUGGGGAGGUUCUGUGAAAUUCCUGCUCUAAGUACUUGUAUUAAUCAAUGCUCUGGUAAUGGACAUUGCCGUGGUGGCUUUUGUCAGUGCAACACUGGUUGGUAUGGAGUAGAUUGCAGUGUUCCAUCUGUCACAUCAUCUAUUCGAGAAUGGCCUCAAUGGCUUCUUCCUGCUCAAGUUGAUGUUCCAGAUAGUGUGCAUUUCAGAGGGAAAGUGGUCAACCUCAAUGCUACUGUCAAAAAGAAAAGACCCCUUGUUUAUGUCUAUGACUUGCCACCAGAUUUCAACAGCCUACUCCUUGAGGGACGUCAUUUUAAGUUUGAGUGUGUAAACAGAAUAUACGAUGAAAACAAUGCAACCGUGUGGACAGAACAACUGUAUGGUGCUCAGGUGGCAUUUUAUGAAAGUAUCUUAGCUAGUCCACAUCGUACUUUAAAUGGUGAAGAAGCAGAUUAUUUCUAUGUACCUGUUCUUGAUUCCUGCAUUAUAACUCGUGCUGAUGAUGCUCCUCACUUGAGCAUGGAGAAUCACAGGGGAUUGAGGAGCUCUCUCACGCUGGAAUAUUAUAAGAAGGCAUACCAUCAUAUUGUCGAACAAUAUCCUUUCUGGAACCGUUCAUCUGGAAGAGACCAUAUCUGGUUUUUUUCGUGGGAUGAAGGGGCUUGCUAUGCCCCUAAGGAGAUUUGGAACAGCAUGAUGUUGGUUCACUGGGGCAAUACAAACUCAAAACAUAAUCAUUCAACUACAGCCUAUUGGGCUGACAACUGGGACACCAUAGAGCCUUCUAGAAGAGGAAACCAUUCUUGUUUUGACCCUCGUAAAGAUCUCGUGGUUCCUGCCUGGAAAAGACCUGAUGCUAAUUCCUUUAGCUUGAAACUUUGGGCUAGGCCACUUGAGAAGCGAAAGACACUAUUUUACUUCAAUGGAAAUCUUGGACCAGCUUAUCCACAUGGAAGACCGGAAUCAACGUAUAGCAUGGGAAUCAGACAGAAACUGGCAGAAGAAUUUGGAUCAAGCCCUGACAAGGAAGGCAAUCUUGGAAAACAACAUGCAGAAGAUGUGAUUGUUACCGCAUUACGUUCUGAAGAUUAUCACGAGGCUUUAGCUAGUUCAAUUUUCUGUGGGGUAUUUCCAGGAGAUGGUUGGAGUGGCCGAAUGGAGGACAGUGUUUUACAAGGGUGCAUCCCUGUAGUCAUUCAGGAUGGGAUUUUCUUGCCAUAUGAGAAUGUGCUCAACUAUGAUAGCUUUGCUGUUCGAAUCCGUGAAGACGAAAUUCCUAAUUUGAUAAAUAUUCUACGGGCAUUUAAUCAGACAGAAGUAGAAUUUAAACUAGCAAAUGUGCAGAAAAUCUGGCAGAGAUUCCUGUAUCGUGAUUCUAUGAUGCUUGAAGCUGAGAGGCAAAAAUCUGCUCAUAGUCAUAUGGAAGAUUGGGCGGUGCAAUUUUCGCAGAUGGUUGAAGAUGAUGUUUUUGCUACUUUUUUACAGAUUUUGCAUUACAAGUUACACAAUGAUCCUUGGAGGCAAAAUGUUCAUACUAAUGAUAAGGAUUUCGGGGUACCUCGAGAAUGUUCGGCGAAAUUGAAAUGAAAAGCUGUGUUUAGGCAUAAAAUUCAUUUAACGAGGUUAAUACUAUUCAUUGAUGGUUGAUCACAAGUGAUGGAAAACAUAGUUGUGGGUGAAGCCUGAAUGAGCAAGAAAUGUUCACGAGGCAGAUUCAAGCUUCAACACCAUGUCUUCUUGUGGAUGCUCCCCAUUUGGCCACUUCUAGCUGAUUCUUUUAGUCAAAUAUAUAAAUCCUCAUCCAUUUUUUUUAUAGAUUAAUUUAUACAUGAUAAAUAAAUUUUUUUCUUGAAGAACAUGAUAGACGAGACUUUAAUUUCAUACCAAUGCAACACUAAAUCUUUGUGGUAAUGCUAUAUUUUAGCACAAUAGAAAUUUUUUAAUGUAAUCUUAAAGUUGUGUCAAAUUUGGCACAAUAAUAAAUAUUAUAUCUUAAUAAAAGUCACUCUAAAGUUGACUA
Humulus lupulus (European hop) is the source of this 3058-nucleotide messenger RNA. RefSeq lists its product as uncharacterized. Lineage: Eukaryota; Viridiplantae; Streptophyta; Magnoliopsida; Rosales; Cannabaceae. The transcript has 16 exons. The record is from RefSeq and is a predicted model, not a curated record. Gene Ontology annotation, molecular function: glycosyltransferase activity. Bases 271 to 2625 code for a protein of 784 amino acids.